Molecule: messenger RNA, 4323 nt
Organism: Penicillium canariense
Lineage: Eukaryota; Fungi; Ascomycota; Eurotiomycetes; Eurotiales; Aspergillaceae
Product: putative ATP dependent RNA helicase
Exons: 7
Coding region: 1-4323 (1440 amino acids)
Cellular component (GO): intracellular anatomical structure
Molecular function (GO): ATP binding; RNA binding
Source: RefSeq, a predicted model, not a curated record
AUGUCCGCUUCUUGUUUCUCCAACUUCCACCACGACCCUUCAGAUACUCCAUCGACCACUGCUGGCGAUUCCAGAAGCACUCCCCAAAACGAGCCACAAGACCCCCGCGCCGAAGACCGCCCCGCAGGUGCAACGAGUGCAAGUGCGCCUGAGGCCGGUCCCUCAUUACAGAACUAUUCACCGGAGGAACUCGAAAAGCAUUUGGAGGAGGCUGAGCUCCAGAUCCUGGUUGAUAAAUACGCGGCGAAGUGCAGGAGUGAUGCGGUGCGCCAAGCCACCAAGCUGGAAACCGAAAGGCGGGUCCUUCGCCAGCAAUCAGUGUCAUUGAGUCUGCUUGAAUGGCUGCCGACCGAUAUCCAAAACAAAAUUCUGGAAUUGGCGGUCGCCGAAGAGCAUGACUAUUUGACGUCGAGUGCUAAGGGCAUUGGCGCAAAGCAGGCAGGCUCUGAGGAGGAGCUGUAUGGGAAGCUCUGGACACUGAAAGAAACCCUCCUCAAGCUUGGAUUCUCGGUGGAGCGUACAGAAGAGGCACUGAAACAUGUCCUCACAUGGUUUGCGGGCAAUCCCGUCAACGCCGGCCGUGAUGUCGUAUGGAAUUUGGACGAGGCGCUGGAAUGGCUGGCAAUGCAUAAUGACUCGAAGGACCUUCCACCAUAUACGCAAACAAACUCCCGUCCACAAAAAGAUGCGGAUCUUGUCACUUCGUGGAUGACCGACUCGGCGCCGUCAAGGUCUUCAACCCCCAAAUCUCAGAAUGAACAUAAACAGGGAAAGCCCAAGGCAGACUGGAAGGCUGCGAAGGUUGCGCCUCCUGUGUCUUAUGACUCGGAUAGCUCGAUUGAUCCUGACACCAUGGUUCCAGAGUGGUUGGAAUUGCAAACCAAGCUCUAUAGUCUUCAACCCGACCUGUUUGAUCGUCCAGGCAGGGGUAAAAAGGGCCGUGGGGGUGCUACAGAGCAGUCGGAUGACCCUGAAGUGGCCAAAUUGCAGCACAAGAUUACUAAGAUUGAACGGGAUGUGCUGUUUGAGCGCCACGAAGCUGAAUUCAUCUGGAAGGGGAAGCUUGACGAACUCAGGAAGGAUGCAACGUUCAUGCGUCGCCCGGUAGAGCGAAAGAAGCAGGCCCAACCUUCGGAAGAACCAGCAAAGGAGGCGACAAAUAAUCCACCACCUGACGCAGACGUUUUGCCGGUGGAUGAAAUGGAGGAUGAUGCUGCAGGCCUUCUUGGGGACAUGUUCCAGGCCGAACCUGACGAUGGGUCCAUCCUAGGACUGCCCCCUCCCGUGAUGGAAGCCAACGUCACCAUCAGAGACUUUGGGAAAACCACUGGUUUAAGCCCACGAAGAGUUCUGGAAGAGACCUGCAAAGCAAGAGACUCGGGAUGCAAGGUUGUCUACCAAGACAUUUCAUCUUCAAGCCACCAAAAUAGAAAAGCCCUCGAAGUGCGAUGGUCCAAACCACAAGAGACCCCAUUCCCCCUGGUUGUUGACUUGGUCACACACAAGUCAAAUGCCUUUGCAACAUUCGUUUCAAUGGAUGCUCUUGUGACACCAAACCAGCAGCAGGCUGAAGGAUAUGUUUCAACCCUUGCGCUUUUCAUCUUGUUCCCUCAAAACUCCAAAGAAGGCAAAGCCUAUCUGCGGAUACCAGGUGUCUGGCGGGAUCUUUGGACCGAAUUCUCCAACCUGAAAAAGACCCAGGAAGAUGAAAUCGACAAAGGGACGAUCAAAGAUCUGAAGCGCUUGGUAGAAGAGAACCGAGGCACCUUCGAGGAUGACGUCGUGCUUUUGGACAAUUUCCGGAAAAGAAACGGCACAGCAAGCAAGCCGGGCAGUCCUUUGAAAGGACCUGCUCGGGGCGACUAUCUUGGCCAAAAUGAGCAGCUGCCCGGCAUCUGGGAGGCCAAAGCGUCCACCCCGGCUUUCCAUCGCAUGAUGCAGGGCCGAAUGACCCUCCCCAUCUGGAAUUUCAAGGACGAUAUUCUGAGCACUUUGAAUACACACCAGGCCCUCAUUAUUUGCAGUGAGACCGGUAGUGGAAAGAGUACGCAGAUUCCAUCCUAUAUCCUGGAGCAUGAGAUGCUUCACGGCCGGCCCUGCAAGAUCUACGUGACGGAGCCCCGGCGUAUUUCUGCGAUCUCUUUGGCCCGACGUGUCAGCGAGGAACUUGGAGAAAGCAAGAAUGAUGUCGGGACUCCACGAUCACUGAUAGGUUUUGCUGUGAGGCUGGAAAGUAAGAUCAGCUCAGCCACCCGCCUAGUAUAUGCCACCACUGGUGUGGUGGUGCGAAUGCUUGAGCGGCCUGAUGACUUCCAGGACAUCACCCACGUUGUCCUGGACGAGGUUCAUGAGCGAACAAUCGACAGCGAUUUCCUUCUAGUUGUCCUCCGCAGACUGAUGCAGAAGCGUCCAGAUCUGAAGCUCAUUCUCAUGUCUGCAACUGUGGAUGCGCAACGCUUCUCUACUUACCUCGGCGGGGUUCCGGUUUUGAAUAUCCCGGGCCGGACGUUCCCAGUGGAAAUAAAGUACCUCGAGGAUGCGGUUGAGAUGACAAACUACCGUUUGUCUGAGGACGAGUCGAACACUUCCAUCGAUGACGAUCCGGAUGAGAUCUCCGAUAACGUGGGCGACAAUGCCGGAGGGCUGCAGGCUAGCCUUGACGGCUACUCCAAACAGACCAAAGAGACUAUUCUCAAGUUUGACGAGUAUCGCAUGGACUACCAGCUUAUCAGAAAGUUGCUCCUGAAGAUCGCCACUGCCCCUGAGCUGGAGCAUUACAGCAAAGCAAUCCUGGUCUUCAUGCCCGGCCUAGCAGAAAUUCGCCGCUUGAACGACGAGAUUCUCUCCGAGCCAUCUUUCCAAAGAGGGUGGAUUGUGCACGCACUCCACUCUUCGAUCGCCAGCGAAGACCAAGAGAAGGCAUUCGUCGUGCCCCCAGAAGGCUUCAAAAAGAUCGUUAUCGCCACCAACAUUGCAGAAACCGGUAUCACCAUCCCGGACAUUACGGCGGUGGUAGACGCAGGAAAAGAAAAGAUGAUGCGCUUUGAUGAACGACGACAACUAUCCCGCCUCAUCGAGUCGUUCAUUUCGCGCGCCAACGCCAAACAGCGUCGUGGUCGAGCUGGUCGUGUCCAGAAUGGCAUCUGCUUCCACCUGUUCACGAAACAUCGCCACGACCAACUGCUAGCCGAACAGCAGACUCCGGAGAUGCUCCGCUUGUCCCUGCAGGACCUCGUGCUACGAGUCAAGAUCUGUAAAUUGGGAGAGGUGGAGCAGACGCUCAGCGAGGCGCUGGAUCCGCCGUCAUCUAAGAACAUCCGGCGUGCAAUUGAUUCUCUGAAGGAAGUCAAGGCACUCACAAGCAAUGAAAGCCUGACCCCAUUGGGAUCACAGCUGGCCAAGCUGCCGUUGGAUGUCUUCCUUGGCAAGUUGAUCAUUCACGGAGCGUUCUUCAAGUGUUUGGAUGCGGCUGUUAGCAUUGCUGCCAUUCUGUCUUCCAAGUCUCCUUUCGUGAACACCAUGGGCUCCAACUCGCAGCGUGACGCGGCUCGAAACUCCUUCCAGAGAGGCGACUCGGAUCUCUUGACUGUAUAUAAUGCCUACUGCGGCUGGAAGCGCGCGAGGAGCACGCCAGGCUCUAACGAAUUCUCCUUCUGUCGGAAGAACUUCCUCAGUCCGCAGACGCUCCUCAGCAUCGAAGAUGUCAAGAUGCAGCUGGUUGUCUCGAUCGCCGACGCGGGACUCCUCACCCUUGACGGAGCCCAGAAGGCCGCUCUAAACAAAGCACGCUCAACGAACCGGAACCGCCAAUUGUUCAAUAUCCCGGAGCAACACGACCUCAACAGCGCCAAUGACGUUGUCAUCAACUCGGUCGUUGCCUGGAGCUUCUACCCCAAACUUAUCACCCGCGAGGGCAAGGGCUGGCGCAACGUCGCGAACAACCAGGCCGUCACGCUGCAUCCGACAUCCAUCAACAAACAUGCCGACCCGGCCGUCAAGUGGCUCUCGUAUUAUCAUAUUAUGCAGGCGCGAAACCGUAAUCUCAACGCACAUGAUACGAGUGCGGUGGACGAUUUCGCGAUUGCGUUGCUCUGUGGAGAGGCCGAGUUCAAGCUCUACUCCGGCGUGAUUACCAUCGACGCCAACCGCAUCCGCUUCGCAACGCAUACCUGGAAGUCCAUGCUGGCUCUCAAAACCCUCAACUCCCGCCUGCGGGACCUGCUCGCGUCCAUCUUCCGCAAUCCUCACAAACCGCUGUCCUACAAGCAACAGCAGUGGCUGGAAAUUUGGCAGCAGAUCUUUACUCUCGCAGGGAAGAAGUAA